GUGCGCCUCUCGGUCAGCGUCAGCCAGGGAUAUAUCUCCCUCCACAAACCACUUGAGGAACGAAAGAUGCCAGUGGCCGACCUUCCUUUUUCGGUCCUCCUCGAUGCUUUACUGCAGCCCAGUAGGACAUGGCGGUAAUCACCAAAACAAAGGCUGAAGGAAAGCCUGGUGUCCACGUCAAGGAAAGCCCAGCGAAGACAACGCUGGGCAAACUCUGGGCAAAUGCUAUCGAUAACUUCAUCCGGGAAAAUAAUGUCAACCUUGAGCAAUUGGAGCAGGCCGGCGAUGUCGCAGAAGCAAGUACUGGCGUUGCGAAAGCCGCCGAACUGUUUAAGAGAGCCCGGCACCCAAAAGACCAAGCCGACAAGAUCGUCAUAGCGGUCGGUGGAUGCCUCGACUGGUUGGACAAGGCCGUUGGCUUGAUUGCAGAUGCGGUCCCCGACGGGUACGGAACACCUGCAAAGAUCGUUGCUGGAACAGUCUCGUACAUGAUCAAGGCAGCGAAAAACAUGACAGCAGACUUCGAUCUAAUCGAGCAAACGUUUGAAAGCAUUCAUAAUGCUGUUCGAGAUAUUGAUAUCCUUGCGGCCCACUCAUUCAAGGAUGAUCACUUCACCAGCCGCCUGAUGGAGAUAUUCCUCGCCAUGUUCGAUUUCUGUGGCUACACUACUAAGGUCUUCAGAGAGUACAGUCGAAAAAGAAUGUUUGUUCGGGCUUUGAUGAAGGGACGCAAUGACAAGGUCAACCAAAAGUGUGACAGUGUCCAGAAAGCUAUCUUGUUAUUUAGGGACACCGCCCAGAUCAAAGCCCUUGACAUCGCUCUCGACUCGAAUGAAAGACUCGGCGACUUGCCAAAGAGAUUUGACGAGUUGCCGUAUAGCCUGGUGGCGGCGAUCCGAACGGCCAAGCUCAAACCGUCAGAUUUCGAAUUCCAAAAGAAGUCGUCAUCGGUGAAGGUCAUCACGGAGGAUUUCAAAAAGCGUAACGUGAAUGUGGAAGCUCGAUCAAACAUGGAGAAGCAAAUGACAGUCAUUGAAGAGCGGUUUGUCCCAGGCACCUUUUCCUGGGUCAACGAAGACACAGGCUUUACGGCGUGGUCCAAGGGGUCAUCUCCAUUCAUCUUCGUCUCCGGCUCUUCGGGAGCGGGUAAAACUUAUUUUGCGAAUAAGUGCUACCGCUUCCUCCAGGAACUAUCCAAGUCCAUCGCUAUUACUGGAAUGAUGGAACCUGAUCGACCACGACAAGCCUCGUGCGUUACUUGCUUUCUCUUCGAACCAGGCAAAGAAGAUUUUACUUCCAGUCGUCAUGAGGACGCCCAGUCUUUCAAGAAUGUACUCGCCUCACUUGUUCUGCAGAUCGCUGAGCAAGAUCCCAGGCUGGGUGAUUCUAUGGCACAAGAACUGAAAAAGUGCCCAGCAAACGACGAGGAAGGCAUAGCCACGUUUUUGUGGCAAAGCCUGAUCCUGAAGAAGUUUGAACGGUCUUCAGAGUCGCCGAGGGCACUCUACGUUCUCCUCGACGGCAUUGACCAGAUGAGGGAAAGCGCUUUUGAGAGGAUGCUGGAACCAUUCAAAGCUUUGGGUAGUGACAAGCAUUCUAUACGCGUCCUGAUGACCGGGCCUCCCGGGACGCGCGACAAGAUUGUUCUAAAAUCAUUGUCCAUCAUUGAUCUGGAUGAGAAGACAAGACAGGCGGACGACAUCUCUAAGGUGAUUGAUCAUCGAAUCGCACGCUCCGACCACUUGAAGAGCCUAGGAUCCGAGUUGCAUGCAAAGAUUAAAGACAGGUUCAAACAAGGGAAAGACAGUAUCAUGUCGUCGAUCGAUCUCCUCUUGACGCUCGUUGAGCAAAGUGAAGCCGACCAGACGAAGACCCUGCAGUAUAUGGAAUACCUGGGGUCACCUGUGUGGCUGUAUGAAACCAUGAUAAAGAUUGUCAAGGAACAGAGAAGUGACGACGAUCGGAGAAGUGUUGAAAGAAUAUACUCGUGGUGUACUUUUGCCAAAGAACCCCUCAGUGUCCAGCAGCUUUCUCACCUCACGGCUCUUGAUGCCUCCUUGGCCAAUUUCGACGUAGGCAAGGAGAUUCUUCAAGGCAAGUCUUCAAGUUUGCUAUUCAGCAAGACAACAUCAGAGGAUCAGGAUGGACCUGACAGUAUACCCGCCCCCAAGGUGACCGCUGAUCUCAUCUCUUUUCGGCAGCCUGCAGUAAGAGAAUACCUGGAAAGAGGUGACAACGGCAUGAUCGAAGAUGCUCUUCAAGAGAAGAUUGGCAUUUUCCAGGUCCUCUGCGACGUCCUUUGCAACGCCAAUGCCGAAGAUCUGUCUCCAAUCUCCCAUAAAGUCCAGGAGUAUGCUGCAGCAAAUGUGAUACAGCAUUUGGCAGACAUAGAUAUCAAAAGUUCCAAUCCAGAACAAGGUGCAAAGGUCGUCGAAGCCAUCUCACGGAUUAUGACCAACAAGAACGACGCGUGUAUCGUUUUCGAGUCAGUGAUGGAACGGCAAGGCUAUUACGAUUAUGUGUACUUCGACUUGUACGAACCUUUCGACGCCUCGGACAUGUUCAGUGGGCAACCCGCUGCCUUGUUGCUUGCUUGGGCCAAGAAGAUGAGCUUUCACGAUGACGAAGAGCUUACAGUCUCUGCGCGUGAUUGGGUUGCAGCAACUAUCAAGGCACCUCAAAACAUGCUCGAGACCCUGGGACGUGGGCACCUUGACAACAUGGCAAGACAGGUCACCUGGAAGGACGCCAGAGUCCCUUAUAGGCUGGCUUUUCGUGCUCUGUUCACCACUAGGCUGUUUAUCGGAUCGGUCGAGCAGCCCUUGGGUCCGAUGCGACGUCACCACUAUGAUUUAUACAUAAACGACAGCAUAGCAAGCACGAUGCUGAAAUACGGACGAAAACAACAUCCAUCUAAUCACCUGUGGUUUGUUCAGGCUCGCAAUGCGGCAGCGUUGCUGUUGAAUGAUUCAUUCAGCUCCGAGGACCAAGACAAGGCUGCUCGAUUGUACAGGACGAACUUGAAGAAGGGAAGACUGCUAAGACCUGAGCGGUUCUAUGCCUUGCUUGGGCUUGCAGAGUAUCAUGCUGUAAAAGCGGAUGAGGCUGAGAAUAAGGACGGGUCCGAAGAGCUAUGGGCAAAGGUGCAGAAAUAUACGACGCAGGCACUAAAUCAAUGGGAAGACGAAAAAGGUGCCCUCGGCUCUGAGCUCAACAAUGAACGCUACCUUGCCGCAUGUCUGCUCAAGGCGAAAGCAUCCCGAAAGCUAAAAGACGAUAUCAACGCCUUGAAAACGUGCCAAGAUGUCUUUGAAGCAUUCAGGCGUGGCCAGAUACAGUACAGCCAGGUGUUACUCGACUUCCUGACGAUGAUCACAGAUAUCCAUUUUGAUGAGAAACAAUACGCCAAAAUCCUCUAUGAGGUUCGCCGUCAAGAAAGUCGAGUCAGAUAUGAAUGGCUAUACGAACGUCCGGACAGACUAACACAAAAGGGUGAUCACCUGCGGCAGGCUGCCGUACACUCUCGUCGAAUGGAUAUCCUUGCUCAACUCUAUGAGGGAGCUGUUGAGUACUGGCAAUCCCUUGAUCCGAUUCGAGCGCUUGACUUGCAAUACGACCUCUCGCUCAUUCUGCGGCAAGACACUCGUACCACAAGGAUGGCCGAGAUCCUCUUGGACAGUAUUAUUGAUAUGGUCAAGGUCGAUAUCAAUCUAUCCAGGGGCGGCAUUAUCCGAUCGGUUUUCCCUUUCAAGACAGACAUACUCUUUGAGAAGUACUGCUGCUGCAUGAGCACUUCCAUCGAUACAAUAGUUGGAAUCAUCGACACUCUGACUCAACUCAUCAGAGAAUUUAGGGAGACUGCCAUAAUCGAACCUAUUGCGUUGGCAAGGGCGUAUGUCACUCUGGCAAAAAUGCAAAAACAAAGGUACGGGUGGGCUCGGGCUAUGUAUGAAGCCAACCAAGCGUUCAAAUUCUGCAUUGCAGAUCUCGAAGACACCAUCGGAUCAAAUGAUGCUAUGGCUUUCGACGUCCUCGGCAUAGUUUUGAGUUUUGCUGGCAUUGAAGACGAUGCACAAAUAGCACUAUCCCUUCGUUUCUCGGAGAUAAGAAUCUACGAUGAUUCUGAACGACGAUACAGUGUUUCAAUUAGCGACGACGGUAAUGUAACGGAAUCAGACGCUGGCUCCGCGGAGGAUGUUGAAUCGUCGGAUACCGAGUCAGAUGCUGACAGUGAAGGUCUUGAUAACCAUGACGGGCGUAGUAUUGCGGACGAGAACGACAGCAAAGAAAAAGGGAACUUGCUGGCAGAGAAAGUCGAGCAAACGAUCCAAGGGCCCGGGGCGAAGCAGUCACCUGAUGCGGAGGUAGCGACUUCGCUUGAGAUUACGAGGUCCCAACCAGCCGACGACCCAGACGCCUCGCCAGGGAUAGCAGCGGACGUACACGGUCCCGAGAAGCACACGCUGACAGAAACUCACGAUGCACAGGGAAGCUCGUCGUCACACGCUGAAAGUACCACUUCCACGAAUGGCAACGCUUUGACGACCGCCACCACGCCAGAGCCGGCUGCGAAAGACGACGAAAAGCCUCCAGAGAUUCUCAACGAGAGACCUGUACCGCUGCCUUCAUCGGUCCCAUUGCCCGCUUCGCCGAUCUCCUUACGGUCCACUUCACCGGCAUCUUCGCGGAUGCGUUCACGGAAGUCUUCACGGAAACCUUCACGAGAGCCUUCACGUACACGAAGCGAGCCCGACACUAAAGAAGUGGAAGAAGAUCUUUUCGAUUCGGGCGGCAUAGGGUGCGUGGGGCCCUGCGACACAGCCCGCAUUGAUAAAUGGGAACGGGGUCAGAAGUUGUACAUGUGCCUUGAUUGUGUCGAUUCAUUCUUCUGCGCGGAUUGCCACGCAGCGCAGAGGCAAUACUGGAUGGGGGAAAGUGACGGAUUUUGGUACAAGUGCUGCUGGGGCGAACACAACUUUAUCGAGACUCCGAUCGACGACUGGCGAGGAGUCAAGAAAGGGAUCAUCCGAAUCGGCGACAAGGAGAAACCUUGGGUUGACUGGCUUGAUACGGUCAAGAAGAAGUGGGCGAGAAAGAUGGCCGAGGCCGAAAAAGCAACAGUAUUUGUGUGAAUAGGCUACGCUCACUGUACAUUAAGUAUCGAGCCUGUUUGCAGAAAAAGUGGCACCGUCUGACAGGGCGCAUAUCAAAGACACAAGUUCGAGGUCAAGCUGGUUCACAACAGCGGAUUUCUUGACGGCAAGAUAUGAGCGCUGUACGAUAGAGCUGAUGGCCUUACACCUGCCAAGGCAAAACGCUAUAUCGUUGUGUCUAAAGGACUCCGGGAUGACAAUAAGAAUGGUAUCUACUUGAACCUGAC
Molecule: messenger RNA, 5380 nt
Organism: Exophiala viscosa
Lineage: Eukaryota; Fungi; Ascomycota; Eurotiomycetes; Chaetothyriales; Herpotrichiellaceae
Exons: 4
Coding region: 129-5132 (1667 amino acids)
Source: RefSeq, a predicted model, not a curated record